CAGGCCUUCCUACGGGGUUAUGGAUCCGUGAAAGGAUUAGCAUUUCAUCCUCCUGGCAAGUCUGUUAUACCAUUUGCCCUUUGUUCAACCCUCCUGACCACUAUGAUUUCAUAAGACUUUGCCCAACUUUUUCUCGCUCGCUCGCAUCAACUUUGGAGUGUCCAGAGGAUGCCAUUCAUAUACUCAAAUCAGUAUGGUCCAAUUAAGCCUUUGCCAGGCCUGGGCUUUGCAGAGAAAUAGAGUGCAUGCGUUGUCCAAGCAGAGGUUCGGCUCCUGCUGUUUUUGACAUGUUUUCGGCGUUUUUGUGGGUUAGCGAAAUGAAAAGAAAACGGUACAAACUGUCAGCCCGACGCCCGUGAGGCCGCGAGACAUAAAAAAAGCGGUACAAAAUAGACCGGCAGCCCGACAAAAACGCCUAAAAACACGUCAGAAACAACCGCGACGGAACCUCUGCUUGGAGAGUAUGUUACCCCCAGUUUCUGCAACAUUUGUCAGUGCCGACCAGCGGUGUACAUGUACUUUAUCGAUUUUCUCUCAGCACAGUGUGUUCCCGUUUUCAUUCAGUCCUCUCUCCAAGCCUCUCACAAAGCGACGACCACCUGUGAACCCCGAACACAACACAAUUACCCCAGGAAACACUAUCCGUGUCGCCCAUGACGAACAAAAGCCUCUCCCGCCAAGCCCGGGCGUUGGUCGAAGCCACAUAGCCUCCUGGGCAAAUAGAUCUGAAUAGUUGGCAAAGUCCUCCGGAUUUUCGCUCCCAUCUCCCCCGGGAUAGAACCGUUAUCUUGUGUAGCAGACUGGGGCGCGUCUGUCGUCGGCGCCACUGAUAUAACCUCCCCGUGAGCGCAGAGAGAGAACACUGGCGAACCACCAGGCGCGGUGUUGGCGGAUUCAAGCGGUCACGGAUCUCAAGUAGCCGUAAGACAGAAGGAUUUCAGUGCUGUUUUCGUGCGUGACUCUGUUUAUUUCCUUUUUUCCUCUCCUUUGUGCCUCACCAUGUUCAGUAAGAAGAAGCAGUCGCUGGAUAUAACGCCCGAGAACCCUGUUUUCUAUGUGUGCUACCUGGGGAAGGUGAAGACCGAUAGACCGAAUGGAAAAGGCUGCACUGCUGAACCGACCAAGAAAAUAUGGGCGGCCAGGGAAAGCAUCCCCGACCGCAAGUUGAGAAAGGUGUCGCUAACAGUAACCCCCGAGGGCAUGCACAUGAAAGAGGUAGAGCCUCUACAAAAGGGAACGGAGCCAGUCGACGAAUUUUUCAAGAUCCAGAACGUGUCCUACUGCAUGGCCGACCUGGAACUCCCGAAGGUGUUCAGCUGGAUAACGGGGACUCCCGGCGGCAGCAAGGAAGACUUGUUUUGCCACGCGGUGCUGUGCAGUAAGAAGCAGAAGGCCCAGGCUAUGGUCAUGGUUCUCACGCACCAGUUUAGCGCCGCGUUCCGAACAUGGAAGCAAGACGCGAACAGACAGGAGAGGAAGUCUUCACUGAAACAUAGCAGGAAGGAGUCGAAGGAAAAGGUUGUGAUGAGGGUGCCGAAACCCGCGGACGGACAGAACAACAACCAGGGCGGCUCCACUCCGUCCUCGCCCUCCACGGCACCGAGUCUAGAGAGCGUACAGAGCGGGAUGGCGGAGCUCCGGGCGGACGAUUCCUCAGGCUCGGAGAAAAACGGCCAGGUGCCCGUCUCGUCCGUGCAGACGGGCCUGGACAUGAAGGAAGCCGCCAUGAACCCGGAGGUACAAGCCUUCAUGCAGGGGGACAAGUCGGAGAAAGAUGUAGAACAGAAUGACGACUAAAAACCAAGUUUGAGGAAAACUAAUCUUCUGUAUGUAUGAUAUCAUAUUAUCAGUGAACAACCUGCUAGAAAUGAUGACCUUUUUGUCUCUAAAAUUUUGUGGAAAUUAUGUAUCGUUUGUGACCCGAAACAAAGUAGUAUGGUGGCUUAAGAGCAAACAGGUCGGAAAAGUCAUUGAUACACCGACAAGUGCUCUUCAGCGUAUUUGUACAGGACUUCAGACAACACUUGGUUACGACUUGCAUGUGACCGACAUUUUAGUCCAUAGUCGAAAUUCGUUUACAUUUUCCGUACGUGUACAACGAUUGAGUAACAAACGUUCGUUAAUGUAAUGUAUGUAGUUCAAUAUGAUCACUUUGUGCAAAAUUGGCGUGUUAAACAUAGGGAUAGUAUCCACACAACAAUAUAACCGCUUUGAAAUAUUAGUUUUUAUUGAUUCUGGAAACUGAUUUCAUUUGUGGAAUCGAAAGAACUUUUGUGACCACCUGUUGAGCGUGACGGAUUAAGAUUGGGGUAAGCUGAAGGGGUCGUGUUUGGCCGCACGUUUCCAAAGUAACGACAGUCGCGUCAGUAUUAUAGACACUUUAUCACAUUAUAACACACCACACUGUACUCUUGAAGUUGAUUAUUUUCAGCUAAGUAUGCCAUAUAUAAUAGCCAUACAUGAUAUAUCUGUAUCUUGGUUGAAACGAUUCUAGUUCCGUCUGUCGCUGGGCACAUUUACACCUGUGUUGAUAAAAACAUGGCUGUGCGAUAUAGGAUAACACCGCCUCAUGUGAAAGUUUCUCACGCCCCUGUAAAACCAACCCAAAACAAAACCUACUAAAGAA
Messenger RNA from Branchiostoma floridae (Florida lancelet), 2626 nucleotides. RefSeq names its product protein FAM43A-like. The transcript has a single exon. Bases 1000 to 1797 code for a protein of 265 amino acids. The record is from RefSeq and is a predicted model, not a curated record. NCBI's taxonomy places the organism in Eukaryota, Metazoa, Chordata, Leptocardii, Amphioxiformes, Branchiostomatidae.